AUGGAGCAGCAAGCAGGACCACCAAAGCCAAGACCUGCAGGACCCAGCACACAUCCACAGCCCAAGGAGGGGAUGCUCUGGGGGGUCCUCGCCAUCCUGUCACUGCUGGCCGGGCUGGCGGCAGGCACCGUGCGAACCCCGCACUGCAACAAGACGUUGGAUGCAGCCCCCACACCGCGGGGCACGGCCACUGCCAGCGUGGAGGAUGGCGUGGAGGUACCACUCACCUGGAGCCAGCCGCACGGUGACAACGUGACGACAGGAGCCCCGGGUGGCGUGGAGCUGGCAGAGGACCUGUUGCUUCGUGCUGAGCGCUCGCCACCAGGCACCGGCAAAGCCAAGAAGGGACAGAGGAAACCUUCGCGUGGCGCCCGCGGGCGCAACUGCCACAUCCGCAACCUGAUGGUGAAGGUGCGCGACCUGGGGCUGGGCUUCAACUCGGACGAGAUCGUGCUCUUCAAGUACUGCAGCGGGUCGUGCCACCGGGCGCGCAGCAACUACGACCUGACGCUGGGCAGCCUGCUGCGGCAGCAGCUCAUUGUGCCGGGGCCGCAGGAGCGCGUGCUCAGCCACCCCUGCUGCCGGCCCACGCGCUACGAGGCCGUGUCCUUCAUGGAUGUGCAGAACACGUGGCAGACGGUGGAGAAGCUCUCGGCGGCCGAGUGCAGCUGCAUCGGUUGAUGGGGAGCUGCCGGCUCAGCCUCGGCUCGACGCAUGCUGCCGAUCCCCAGCCUGGAGGGAGGCAGAACGCUGGUCCCGAUGUGAUAUGGCCACGAGGGACCGAGGUGAUGUGGCUGUUAAGGAGGGGCGGUUCUGCAACUGAGCUCCUCCGCUCAGUGCCAAGCAGAGAGCCAGGGGGUGCACCCCAACCUGGGAGAGAUGGAGGGGAUGGAGCAUCCCUGUGCCGGACUGCUGCUCUCACAUCUCCGCGAGCAUCGGAGGGGACAGGAGUAGGGCAGGAGGGGGCACCCAGGGGGGCUCUCCCUGAGAACAUGGGCCAACAUGCAGCAGCAUGGGGCAACACCCAACCCCAGCCCUGGGUCCCUGCCCGGCUCCAAGGGUCCCCGCGGCGCUGUGGCACUCAACUAUUUAUUGCUCUAAGUUAUUUAUUUAUUGUUCUCGAGCGGCAGCUCCUAUUUAUGACUUUGGGCCCGCGGGGCCGGAUGUAAUGCAACCCCAGCGCUGAUGCGAAGCCCCGGCCUUGGGCUCCUCGUGCCCGCAGCGUUUUUUGUUUUGGUUUGGUUUUUCUAUUAUUUGUUUUUAAAAAAACAAAAACAAAAAAACGGGAGGAUAAACUCUAUUUUUGUACAGCCGCCUU
Messenger RNA from Lagopus leucura (white-tailed ptarmigan), 1318 nucleotides. It is a transcript of the gene ARTN, whose product is annotated as artemin. The coding region runs from base 1 to 681 and encodes 226 amino acids. The transcript is spliced from 3 exons. The record is from RefSeq and is a predicted model, not a curated record. NCBI's taxonomy places the organism in Eukaryota, Metazoa, Chordata, Aves, Galliformes, Phasianidae. Gene Ontology annotation, molecular function: growth factor activity; receptor tyrosine kinase binding; glial cell-derived neurotrophic factor receptor binding.